AAGGGGAAAUAUUUCAAUCAUUUGAAAUUUGGUAUGAAAGUUUAAUUUGCGAAAUUGUUUCGCGGAAAUAUUCGUAAUUUUAUGUUCUAUACUUUUUGUUGCUUGGCGUUAUAGUUACAGUUAUAACGGUGAUUACAAAUAAUUUAACUGGUUCGUGUAAAAGAUGGAAACCAAAUUGGAUGUUUGUAAGAAUGCUGGGAACCGCCAGAAGGAUAAAAAGGAGAAUGGUACGCACCCACGUGUUGAACCGGAGCAUGCCUUGGAAGCGAAGCAUCGGCGUUUACGUGAACUUGCUGAAGUGGUGCGAACAAAGUACUACGAGGCUUACCGCCAAAUGGUUUCGGAAUUGAGCCCUUCACACAUAGAUGAGUUCGCUGCAGUUUUAAGAGACUGCCAGAAGCAUGUGGUUCAAAAUCAGGAUGAGUUAACCAUUGAAAUUAGAGAGCAGUUGAUGCGCAGCCUCCAGAGUUCCUUAGAUCGAUUUUGGGAGGAAUAUUCUAUUUCAAACCGGAUAGCUGAGUUGGAAAUGUUAAAAGAGCAGUAUAAACAGUUUGAAGGGAAAGAAUGGAAUAUCCAGCAAAUGAAUCCAUUCCAAAGGACUUUACCCGUACGCAUGCGUUUUAAGGAACUUAGAUUACAUCACUUGGAAAAACAACUCGCGCACCAAGAUCUUCAACUGGAGACCUUAUUGCAGAUAAAUCUCAGAGAGCGGGCUCGUAUUAACUACAUGGAACAGUUAAGAAAAUCUAUGCUAAUGCGUUUGGAGCGUUACAGUAAAUAUAUGGAGCAAACGAAGUCAGAAGUCAAAAGCAUGACAAGUGAUUUGAUUGAUGAUUUCGAAAAGGACUUGAUUUUGAAAUAAAUAAAAAAGCGCAUUAUA
Messenger RNA from Anastrepha ludens (Mexican fruit fly), 880 nucleotides. RefSeq lists its product as uncharacterized. NCBI's taxonomy places the organism in Eukaryota, Metazoa, Arthropoda, Insecta, Diptera, Tephritidae. The coding region runs from base 164 to 862 and encodes 232 amino acids. The transcript is spliced from 4 exons. The record is from RefSeq and is a predicted model, not a curated record.